AUGGACUCCAAGAUCACCGACGCAAAAUCGCUCCGUCUCGCUCUCGCAAAGCUCGAUGCCAAUGUUAGGGAUGCAGUGAGAAGUGGGGAGGUCAAGAAGGUGAUGACAGACCUGAACGGCCUGCUGAAAGAGAUUUUUCAUGUCAAAAAGGCCCGCAUCCAUCCCGAAAUCUUCAAAGAAUUCGGGAACUUCGUGUGGUCCGUCAUUGUGGAUUACAAGAAAUCGAGCAAAGCGAGCGAUUUUGACAUCGCCGGCUUCGUCACCAAGCAUCGCAGUGCACUGGCAAACAUCGAGGGUGGUAGUGCACUACCAGCCUCUACCUUACCCGACCAGCACAAGUCGGAUGUCGGGGGGAAUCCUGACAUCGUGUCGGAUACCUCUCGUGUCAAGGGUUCCGACGGGUCGGAUACCUCUCGUGUCAAGGGUUCCGACGGGUCGGAUACCUCUCGUAUCAAGGUUUCCGACGGGUCGGGGUCGGCCCCGCCUCCAGACAACAGCAAAAUGUCCAACCUGGAGUCGACCCCCACUCAAGGCCGCACACCCACACCUACAAACGUUGAGCGUCGGGAGUCCAAUUCCGAGGCUCUUUCUGCCCAGCAUCGCAAGGGCUUGAACAUCAUCACUCAAACUAUGUCUGUCCAUGCUGAGAGAACGUCGACGCCCUCUAAUGCCACGAUGCGGCCUUCAAAUCCGUCAUCCCGCCCCGCAAAUCUUACCCCGUCAUUGCCGCCUAGCGCAGCAAACCCCAUUGUCCCUCCUGCUAGCACCUCUUUCCGUUCGAUGUCGACAUCUAAUCCCGUCGCUCUGCCUGCCAACAAAGCAAACGACAUGACCAAAGCGCAGGGCAAGCCCAAGAGGACCUCCAAGGGUGGUGAGAGCACCAAGGACAACUUGAAACCACAGUCAGUCGGGAUUUUUGCCCAUGAGGUUGCAAUGGCACAUUUUGACCGCCCCGACAGCCCCGAAAACAAGUUUCGGGCUUUGAAGCUUCAGAAAAUGCUCAAGGAAGGUCCGUCUCGGGAGCCCAUAUCUGGCUCUGAAUACCAGGGAUCGUCGUCGGAGAAUGAGGAAUCGGAGGAGGAGAAGGCCGUUGGAAAGCGCAAGAGGUCGUCAAAGGCUUCGACCCCAAUUCUUGCAACAAAGUGCGAUUGGUGCAUCAAGUACAACACCCAAUGCGACGAGAUACUCGACAAAACUGGGAAACGUGCUUGUGCCAUCUGCAACAGGCAGAAGAAGGGGUGUACAUGGGGCGGUACACUUGUUUCCGAAAGUCGUCGGGCGCAGAAGGCUGCUGCACAGAACGCCAAAGCCAACACCAAUGGUCCAACCAAUGCAAAUACGAAGACAUUGAAGGCUACAAGAGCUCGAAAAGCCAAGAAGUCGGAGUCAAAUCAAACCGACAGCGAGGUAAUGCCACCCAAGAAAAAGGUCAAGAAGUCUCUUCCUUAUGUGGUGGACAGCGAUGUCAUUUCAGACGGUGCAAAGUCCGAUCGCGAGUCCAAGCAAAAAAAGAACAAGCCAUUGGAUUCAGUUGAUUACGUCGAGAUUACCUCAGGUUCCGACACGUCCCAGUCCCCACCCAAACCCAUUUCAAAGCCCACCCCUUCGACAACAGUUCCGCCCGCCCCUUCAAAAACAAUGCCGCCCGCCCCUUCAACAACAAUUCCGCCCACUCACUUGGCAACAAUUCAAGCCCCACCACCACCACCUCAACGCCGUUUGCAGGACUCCGACCUGACCGAUAUUCCACUUGUUUCCGACCUCCUUAAUCGGAUGAACGAGAUGGAAGUUACAACCUGCGCCCUUCAGGUUGACUUAGCCCUGCUGCGGACAACAAAUGAAGAGCUGCAGGACGAGCUUACUAGCGUAAAGUCGGCACAUACAUCACUCAAGCGUCGUUACGAUGACCUAUAUGAAAGGGUCACCCAACAUCGUAAAUCUGCAGCGGAUUGUCAGUCGGCUUUUGCGUUGAAGUGGGGGAGUGGGAUGAGCAAAAUCAAGGCCGAGGUCAAGUAUCUUUCUGACUGCCUUGAGAGGACAGAAGAUUCCCUCGUCGUCCUUGAAGGACGUGUUGAUGAUAUUGACAAGCUUCAUCAAAUGCACAGCGACGGUGCGUAUCUUUCUUGGGAUGGGGAGUCCGAUGGAAAUGAUUGUCCAAUUCCAAUGGACAUGUCAUCGGAUGAGGCAAGCCAUUCUCUGAAUGCUGCCACUAACAACCCCACCAACCCCACCAUUGACAAGCCCGCCUCCGACACGAAGUCCGACCCUGCCUCCGACGAGAAGUCCGACCCCGCCUCCGACGCGAAGUCCGACCCCGCCUCCGACAAGAAGUCUGACCCCGCUUCCGACGACAAUUCCGACCCCGCCUCCGAUGACGACGCUGAUCCCGCUUCCAACAACAAUUCAAAUGCCGCUGCCAAUGCCAACAAGGACACAGUAGAGGAUGCUGUUAAGGCUAACAAAUCCAAUUCGGACAACAAUCCUGAUCCCAUGAGUGGUGGUGAUGUUUUUAUUCCCCCACAACCACCCACUACUCCCCCAGCACUUCCAUUGUCGCCACCACCAGCUUUGUAG
Psilocybe cubensis is the source of this 2574-nucleotide messenger RNA. RefSeq lists its product as uncharacterized. The transcript has 5 exons. The record is from RefSeq and is a predicted model, not a curated record. Lineage: Eukaryota; Fungi; Basidiomycota; Agaricomycetes; Agaricales; Agrocybaceae. The coding region runs from base 1 to 2574 and encodes 857 amino acids.